GACUGCGGACAUAGUACAGGAGAUGACCAGAGCCUGCGGACAUAGUACAGGGGAUGACCAUAGACUGCGGACACAGUACAGGGAAUGAUCAGAGACUGUGGACACAGUACAGGGGAUGACCAGGGACUGCGGACACAGUACAGAUGACCAGAGACUGCAGACAGUACAGGGGAUGACCAGAGACUGCGGACACAUUACAGAUGACCAGAAACUGCAGACUGUACAGGGGAUGACCAGAGACUGCAGACAGUACAGGGAUGACCAGAGACUGCAGACAGUACAGGGGAUGACCAAGAGACUGCAGACAGUACAGGGGAUGACCAAGAGACUGCAGACAGUACAGGGGAUGAUCAAGAGACUGCAGACAGUACAGGGGAUGACCAGAGACUGCAGACAACAGUACAGGGGAUGACCAAGAGACUGCAGACAGUACAGGGGAUGACCAAGAGACUGCAGACAGUACAGGGGAUGACCA
Messenger RNA from Staurois parvus, 475 nucleotides. The record is from the annotation of a GenBank genome assembly. Lineage: Eukaryota; Metazoa; Chordata; Amphibia; Anura; Ranidae.